Messenger RNA from Hyposmocoma kahamanoa, 1765 nucleotides. It is a transcript of the gene Spindly, whose product is annotated as protein Spindly-B. The coding region runs from base 51 to 1385 and encodes 444 amino acids. NCBI's taxonomy places the organism in Eukaryota, Metazoa, Arthropoda, Insecta, Lepidoptera, Cosmopterigidae. The transcript is spliced from 5 exons. The record is from RefSeq and is a predicted model, not a curated record.
ACAUAACUAAAUCACCACAAAAUUAAGUAGACUAGUGUGACGCACUUACCAUGGAUUACUCUACAAUAAGCAACAAGACCACUUUUACCGAAGCGGAAGAACUCACAAAUGGCGAACUUGGCGAAAGGUAUUACUUGCUCAAGAAACAGUUUGAAAGUCUGUCUCUCACGUAUGAUUCGUUGAAACAAGAGCUACAUGACACGAAACGUAGUUACCUGAUUGCUCUGGACACACAGAGUCACCUGACGGUCGAGUUAGAGACUUAUCAAUCUGAUGAACAACGACGAUCAAAGGAGCUAAAUAACCGUAUCACAGCUCUCCAAGAAGAGAUAUCUGCGUUACGGGAAGCUCGUACAGAAGCCAAUGAACGUCAUACAACUGAAACGAUGAAGUUGGAAGACGAGAUCCGUCGUUUAAAAGAGGAAAAAGCAACUCAAGUGUUAAGAAAGAGUCCGGAACGUGAUAAUUCAGAAUUAGAAGAUGCUAAGUUGGCUUUGAAGGAUGCAUUAUGCGAUGCAUCGACAGCGAAACUGGCACUUGAAGAAGCGAAGGCAGAGAUCAUGUCUUGGAGGGAGAGAACAGAGGAGCUAGUGAAUGAGAUUGGAGAGAUGCGGGUAGCUGCGGAUAUACGGCGGGAGGAGCUGAAGGCCGCGGGAGAAAGGGAGGCGACGGCGCUGGCAGAGCUGGCUGAGGCCAGGGCCAUGUUGCACCAGUGUACUACUGCAGACUCACAGCCUCAUGCUGCUAAAGGCAACUCCAUCUUCGCUGAAGUGGAGGACAAGAGACAGGAGAUGGCCGAAAACCUCAUCCACAUGAAACAGAAUAAUUCUGAGCUACGAAGGCAACUAGCAAGUAAGCAAGCCGAGCUGGAUGCACUCUUACACGAGAAGAACACUAUCUGGGAUCAGCUGAUAGGGGCUGCAGCUCAUCAUGACCGCGAACUUAUUGAGAGUUACGAGGAGCGCAUAACGCAAGUGGAGGGCCUGUGCGAGCGGCAGCGGCGCGAAUUGUGCCGCUGGUUCGGCAAGCUUUGCGAGCCCACCUCGCCGGGCUGGCUGCCCGCCGUGAUGGAACAUCUCAAGUCGGAGUGCGAGCAGCUGCGCGCAGAAGUGCUGUCGCGGGGCGCGGCGCAGCUGGCCAGCGCGGCGCAGGUGCGGGAGCUGCGCCGGAAGAUCUUCCAGCUCACCGCCUCGGGGGCCACGGGGGCCACGGGGGCCGCCACGCUCCUGCAGACGCUCGACACCGACGGCAAUGCCCGCGAAGCGGAGGUCAUUGACGAGACGAUCUGUCAAAAAGAUGAAACGAGGCCGCCUCCGCCACAGACGCAAUCGAGACCCAUUCGGGUUACCGCCCCCAGUGACGCGAAGAAAAAAGUCCGAUUUUAGUGUAUACAGUGUUGUGCCCUUAAAUUUGCGUACUGUUUCCUCAGACGGCGUCGUAUCAAGCUACGCACUAAAUAUAAUAAGCGAUAUUCGAACAAACUGUAUUACUUGAUGUGGUAUUGACUGUACAGUGACUGUAAUUGGACGUAAGCAAAAAGGAACCAAUCCACAAACUUAUCAAAAAAUGAGUUAUAUGUACUACCAAAAGGUUCCUAAAGUCUAACCUCUUAGAUCAGCACAAAACAAAGCCUACAUAUAAACAUAAAUAAAUAUAUCCAGGGAGUCACAUGACAUUAUAAGUUUUGAAAAUAAAACUAGAGAGAAAAUAAUACAACAAUAAAACUUGAAAGUGACUGGACGUGCAUUGAAUCCUUUUUGUUUAA